CUACUCGAGAUCGGUAGCUAUCUCGAAGGAUCAUUGAUUGAUCCUGCACUGUUUUUACGCUUCAACCAAUUGAACUACGAUCUUGAGAUCUAGAUCAACCAAUUUCAUCUUUCUUGAUAUUUCGAGUAUCUUGAGCAUCUAUCGAUUACUUACGAGUUACGCACGACGCAUCCGACAUCAGUUAACUCCCGCAAUUCCAUCUCUUGAAAGUCAAGCUCGAAAACAAUCUACGCGACGAGAACCGUAUCUAUCCACUAUCAGCAAGAGAGAGAUACAGCCUAUACCGAAUAAUCCAAAGAGCUAGAAAUAGAAUCAAAACCAACCAUGUCCGCCGCAGCGUCCGCUCCUUACCUUCUUUCCAAAAUCGGCGACCCCAUAUUCGCCCUCGCAAUCGGCGCCUCAGCCGCCUUUGUCCGCAUCCAGCGCGAAGAACGAGAACGUCAUCCGGACCGCGCGAAAGAGAUCGGAAUCAAGACCAUCUUCGACAUCGGACAGCGCCGAGUCGGGAAGUGGUGGAGGGGAGAGUUCAAGGAUCUUUGAUUUGGUUCAAACGAGAGAGAGAGAGAGAGAGAGAAUACGCGAAGUGGAUAUU
Messenger RNA from Paecilomyces variotii, 592 nucleotides. RefSeq lists its product as hypothetical. The record is from RefSeq and is a predicted model, not a curated record. Bases 325 to 540 code for a protein of 71 amino acids. Gene Ontology annotation, biological process: protein secretion. Lineage: Eukaryota; Fungi; Ascomycota; Eurotiomycetes; Eurotiales; Thermoascaceae. The transcript is spliced from 2 exons.